This is a messenger RNA of Phytomonas sp. EM1, 1662 nucleotides long. The record is from the annotation of a GenBank genome assembly. NCBI's taxonomy places the organism in Eukaryota, Euglenozoa, Kinetoplastea, Trypanosomatida, Trypanosomatidae.
AUGCGCAGCUACCAUUUGUGUAGCUCCCCUGCUCCAAGAGAUUGUGUUGAUAUCGAGGGCAGAUUCUGCAUCGGGCAGGGAGAGAUCGCGGGAUCGCGCAGGAAGGCGACAUGCUCAAUUGGUGUAGGCGCGAGAGGGCUACGAUGGCGUGUGAUGCGGCAGCGCUCCUCCGCGCCGCUUCUUUUUCUUCCUUUUGGUUGUUUUCCUCCUUCCCGUCGGCCCUUGCCCUCGGGUGGAGGUUUCGAAUCGCUGCCUUCGCGAUUGAUGAUGGACAGCCACACGUGGGGGCGCGUUCCGGAGAGGGAAUCCACAAGGAUGAGCUCCUGUGCGACGUCAACAACCACAGCUCUCUUUUCUCCACCCCUUCCGCUGUUUAAAGUCACUGGAAGGAUCGCGGCGGUUGGGUUUUGUUCGUGCGAAUCCGCGCGGUGGGGGGGGCUGCUGUGGGGUUUGGGCAGGCGGGAUCACCGUGGCGUCGCGACGGGCGGGCGUCUUUUCACCGCGCGGCGCCACGCGAGCGGCGUCGGGGGGCGGCCGACCCAUCAGGAGAUCGCGGAGGACCUCGUCGUGCUCGGCCUUGCCGGCCAAAUCGACUUUUCCGAGGCGGCUCUGAAGAAGCGCUAUCACGAGUUGGUGCGCAACCACCACCCCGACGCCGGCGGCGACGAGCGCGCGAUGGUGCGGAUUACCAUCGCGUACAACCGCCUCAAGCGGCUCACCCCUGCCGAAAAGGAGGAGUUCGCGCAGCAUCAGCGGGCGUUUCGCGGCGCCUCUUCUUCUUCUUCUGCUUUUUCCUCCUCCACCUCGACGUCGUCGUCGUCUGCGAAGGGAUUUCGCGCGAGGCAGGGGUGGAGUUACGCCGCGGGGAGCCCUCACUCCGAUCCGUUCGAGCGUCCUGACAGCGCGGGCGACGCCUACCCCCAACGCGGCGCGACCCCCCUUCGCGGUGAGGAUUUUUGGCGCCACUACCAACGCCACUACCAGCGCAUGCAACGGGAGUUUCAACAGUCAUCCGGCGGCGGCGCCUUCUCCGAGAACCCGUUUGCGUAUCGCAACUCCCUUCAUAUGUUUCCGCAUCUCCGACGGGUGCGGGCGCCACGGCUCACGACGCUGCUCCUCCACGCCCUUGUGAUCUACAUUUUCCUCGUGCUGCUCUUCGCGGCGUGGCGGGAGCGGCGGGAGGAGAACGGCUGGCGCGUCGCCGAGCACCUCGCGCGAUACGAACAGCUCCAGGCCCUCCAUCAACUCCGCGCAGGGUGGUCGGAGGAAGGGGGGGAGAGGGAAAGGGAAAGAGAGGAGGGGAGGGAGGGGCCGUACGCGCGGGAGCUGCGCGCCCUGGCGUACGCGCGGCAACGCCAGCUCGCGGUGGAAUUGCCCCGCAGCGAUGGAUGGCCUACGAUCACCGCCGCGGAGGGGCGGGUGGUGUGGGAUCCGCAGGAUCCACCGGGGGUUUUGUCGUACGAGCCCCCUGCCUCCGUGUGGGUGGAGGAGAGGGAGGGGGAGGGCAAGGGCUACCCGCCAGCGCCGCAACCUCCUCUGUCGCAGAGGGGGGACAACGUCCUCCCCACUGAGGCGGCGGCAAGCACGCGGCGGUAUGCGCAAGAUGUCAUAAAUGAGAUUUUCGGCGCGGCGAAGGUGGCUUCGAAGUCGAAUGCGGCAUGA